AUGGCAUUCCAAUCCCAGGUCAUUAUUGCUGGAGGGGGUCCUACCGGGCUAUUUCUAGCGCUUCGUCUGGUCCUACGAGGUAUUCGCGUCACAGUACUCGAGAAAGACGCUGUUCUUCACCCAGCCGUCCGCGCAUUGGGAUAUUUUGGCCCGGUUCACUUUGCACUGCAGCGGGCAGGAAUCUUCAAUGAAGUUCAGGAAAAGGCGCUCUUCCUUACAGGAUUCUCGUGGAGAAAAAGGGCGAAGCAAGAUGGGCCUAACGAGAAGCAAUGGGGUGACUUGAUUGCCGCGUGGAACCCAUGGGAGCUCUCUGCCCUCGAGGAAGGAGACUGUGGCUGUGGCCUUCUCUGUCUAGGACAAGACAAGCUAAGAGAAAUCAUCAUGUCGAAAUUGAUUGCUUCAGAUCUUGCGCAAGUUCUACUUGGACAUGAGGUUAUUGGACUGUCUCAGGGCGAGCAUUCAGCUACCAUCACAACGGUUGAUGUUUCUGGAGCGGAGAAGCAGUUUACAGCCCCAUUUGUGAUCGGCGCUGAUGGAGGUAAAUCACGAAUGCGAAAUUUAAUGGGUCUGCCCUUGGACGGAUUUACUUGGCCCGAGACCAUCAUCGCCAGCGAUAUCUACGUCAAUUUCUCUCCACCAAAAGAUGGUAUGGCAACCGUCUAUGUUAUCGACCCUGUGGACUGGGCGUUUAUUUGUCCUCUCGCUGAAAUCAACUACGGCGGAUCGAACCUCUAUCGCUGCACAUUUCCGAUGUCGCCAGAAGAGUGCGAGCCUGCCGUUUUCGAUGACUGCCUGAAGAAGAAAUUCGAGAGAAUGUUUCCAGGAGCGCGGCCGUUGAAAUACGAACUCAGAAGAUGUCAACAAUACCGUAGCCACCAACGUCAAGUACCGAAUUACCUCGUUGGGAGAUCAAUCUUGGUCGGAGACGCUGCUCAUCUGAACGCGCCUUGGGGUGGUCUGGGCCUUACAACCGGCCUCCUGGAUGCGGACUCUCUUGCCGAUGCACUCAAUUUCGUAAUCAACGAUGGCAAGCCACUAUCGAUUCUUCGGAGCUGGGCAGAUGCCCGGCAUGCAGUUUUCAAAGAUUUCAUCAAUCCGGUCUCUACAGCAAAUAAACUACGAUGUCAUGACACAAACCCAGAUGAUCCAAAAUCCGAUCCCUUCUUGAAAGCCGUUAUGGAGCAAGACUCAAGCGCUUUGCAGGAAGUAAAUGCCGGACUGGACAGGAUGGCGACUGAUAUGGCGGACAUUGUGAUGGGCCAAUCAUUAUCGAACCUAUAG
Venustampulla echinocandica is the source of this 1281-nucleotide messenger RNA. RefSeq lists its product as uncharacterized. Bases 1 to 1281 code for a protein of 426 amino acids. The record is from RefSeq and is a predicted model, not a curated record. Gene Ontology annotation, molecular function: FAD binding. The transcript has 2 exons. NCBI's taxonomy places the organism in Eukaryota, Fungi, Ascomycota, Leotiomycetes, Helotiales, Pleuroascaceae.